AUGGUGGUAUGGAGAGUGGAGAACAGGCCAGCGGAGACCAACUCAGAGGUGGAUAAGUCAGCAUCACCCUCCGUGGCUCAGCUAGCAGGGAAGUUCAAAGAGCAAGCAGCCAAUAUCACUGGAAAAGAGAACAGGCCAGCGGAGACCAACUCAGAGGUGGAUAAGUCAGCAUCACCCUCCGUGGCUCAGCUAGCAGGGAAGUUCAAAGAGCAAGCAGCCAAUAUCACUGGAAAAGAGGUGCCACCACAUAAGCCAACUAGGAGGAAACCACCAUGUUCCCUUCCAUUGUAUUCCCACAAAACUGAGACAAGUGACAAUGAUGAGCAAAAGAGGUCUCCGAACACUUGCCCCGUGCCCAAGGUCAAGGUGAAAAGCUCUCCUAUGAUUGAAAAGCUGCAGGCCAACCUGGCUUUUGCUCCAGCCGCCCUGCUGCCGGGAGCGUCUCCCAAAAGCCCUGGUCUGAAAGCCCUGGUGUCCCCGUUCGGCACCCCCCCCUCGACGCCCAGCAGCCCCGGGGUUCAGCCCCAGCCCGGGGAGGAGGGCGAGAUGCCCGUCAGCUUCGAUCAGCCCCCAGAAGGCACUCAGCUGCAGUUCUACAACAAGGUGCGGACACGGGGAUCAAUAAAGCGCAGGCCUCCCUCCAGAAGGUUCCGAAGGUCCCUGUCCGAGUACGGAGACGCGGAAGAUUUAGGGGUCAACAUCUCCUCUCCAGAAAAUGGUGCCAAGGAAGAUGGGGAUGAGGUGUUUGCGCACAAGGGCAAGGCAGAGGACGCAGAAACAGGGAGCAAAGAGCAAAAGAAACAGAUCGAGAAGCCCCCAUCAAGAAAAGGAUCCAGAUCAGAAGAUGAAGAAAAAGGGGGAAAACAGGCAGAGAAAAUUACCCCUUGCAAAAGUGACAUGGGGGAUACAAAGGAGGAGGAGGAGUUGUGUCAGGGUGCCCCAGGAGAGAAGAACUCUCUCCAGCCUUCCUCUGGAGACAAGGAGGAGAAGGUGUGUGAGGGUCCCCAGGCAGAAGAGCAGGAAGACGGUUCCUGUGAACAGGAAAAAGGGGACAAGGAGAAGGAAGAAGCUGAAACUAAAGCUGAAGCGAAGGAGACCCGUGAGAGCACAGAUGCACAGCGAACGUCAGACACUGAAGAAACACCAGUGGCACCUGAGCGGCGGCAGGAGGCCGGGGGCUCGGAGGCAGCCAGGGAGCCUUCAGCGCCAGCCACGCAGGACCAGAGCUCAGGGUAA
This is a messenger RNA of Chaetura pelagica (chimney swift), 1236 nucleotides long. It is a transcript of the gene RCSD1, whose product is annotated as RCSD domain containing 1. NCBI's taxonomy places the organism in Eukaryota, Metazoa, Chordata, Aves, Apodiformes, Apodidae. Gene Ontology annotation, cellular component: early endosome; WASH complex. The coding region runs from base 1 to 1236 and encodes 411 amino acids. The transcript is spliced from 7 exons. Gene Ontology annotation, biological process: skeletal muscle contraction; protein localization to endosome; retrograde transport, endosome to Golgi. Gene Ontology annotation, molecular function: phosphatidylinositol phosphate binding; actin filament binding; retromer complex binding. The record is from RefSeq and is a predicted model, not a curated record.